AUGAAGUGGUGGGUGGGCUCUCGUCACCGUUCGUCGAUGGUGGCGGUCACUGGGCACUCGUGUGGCUGGGCCCUCGUGUUGUCGGGUCGUCGUGGUGGUAGCUCAAGAAGUGGUGGGUGGGCGCUCGUCACUGUUCGCUUGGGCGCUUGUGUGCUCGUGUUGUUGGGCGCUCGUGUGCUCAUGUGGCUGGGCCCUCGUGUAGCCGGCGUUGUCACGUUCGUUGGUGGUCAUGGUGGUGGCUGUCGGCGAAGUCGACAACGACGCCGUCGUGGCUUGACGAAAGAAGGCCAUGUCACAAGAUGUGACCUGACUAGAUGUGACUUGGGCGUCGUGUUCAAACAAGGCGCUCCCUUGAGGGAGCUGGUUCCUGAUGCACGAAAAGGAUGGAAUCUUUUUUGUGAAGCAGAAAAAGGCCCUGUGCAUAGACUAGAAUCCGAAGAGAGUUUCUCAAUCUCUAUUGACAAGACAACUGCAGCACUCCAUGAUUUUCUGUCAUCACAUUCAUGCCAACUCAAGAACUUACUGACAAUUCUGCUAGAAAUCUGUUUAAUUGGUUAUGGCCGAAGAUCCUCCAAAUUCAACUUCACCGGCGUCGACCGAUUCAUUGAAUUUUGGAACAACCACAAAAUUAUCGCGCAACCGGACAAAACCAACAUGUCAGGAGCAACACCGAGACAUACCUUCACCGUUCCAGCAUCGUCUGAGCCGUAA
Laccaria bicolor S238N-H82 is the source of this 711-nucleotide messenger RNA. RefSeq lists its product as uncharacterized. The coding region runs from base 1 to 711 and encodes 236 amino acids. The record is from RefSeq and is a predicted model, not a curated record. Lineage: Eukaryota; Fungi; Basidiomycota; Agaricomycetes; Agaricales; Hydnangiaceae. The transcript is spliced from 5 exons.